This is a messenger RNA of Adineta ricciae, 1980 nucleotides long. NCBI's taxonomy places the organism in Eukaryota, Metazoa, Rotifera, Eurotatoria, Adinetida, Adinetidae. The record is from the annotation of a GenBank genome assembly.
AUGGAACGGAAAACUAGUGAAGAUAUCAUAAAAUCUGCAAAUGUACGACUAUGUCGAUUGUUCAGUUGGCGAAAUUAUAAUGGUUAUGGUUUUCAAUUGAGUAAAUGCACACAACCACCACAUCUGAUCAAUUUAAUCGAAUCAGGCAGUCCAGCAGCAGUUGGUGGUUUGAAAAUGUACGAUGUUGUUCUUGCAGUCAACAAUCGAAAGACGUCCGACAUGAAAUUUAUUGAUCUAAUUAAUUUUCUUGUGUCACUUCGAAACCCGCAUCAACCAUUAGAAUUACUUGUUGUCGAACAACAUAUCUAUAAAGUCUUAAAGAAGAACAAUUUAACUAUUCAUCAUUGUGCUUUCAAGACACACACUUGUCCAAAGGUAAUGCCAGAAGAAUAUGUCCAGUUUUCAAGAAAUGCUUUACGUACAUGUGUCGUUUACUUAAAAACGAAAGAAACUAAAUUUGGUUUUGACAUUGUCGACGGACAUAACGAUACUGGAGUAUUUAUUCAAGAAGUUUCACCACACUCACCAGCAUUCAACGCAGGUUUACGUAAGUGUGAUCGACUUAUUGAACUCAAUGAUCAAUACGUCGAGGACAUUCCAAGCAGUGUAAUAAUUGAAAAACUACGUAAAGCUGCGGCUGAUAGAGCGAUGAAGUUAGCGGUGAAGGGCACAGAAAUUGUUGUUCCUGAUGGACGGAAUGUUUCAGGUUCUAAUCAAGAAGAUACUUAUAUUGUCAUUCCCGCUGAAUCGUACGAAAGUGAGAGCAAUCGUGAUGACUUAUCGUUAUCAAUAAGAUCGACAUUAUCAGCGUCCAUUGAACCAAAACGUCGGAUUUGCUCUGAACCUGCUCAAUCGAACUUACACCAUGUUGAUAAUUAUCUUGUAUUUUCUAAUGGUGAGACGAAUGUUGGACCAGAAGGCCAGUAUGAAUAUUGUGAUACAGAUGAAUCUUCUCUCUCAAGUCUAUCGAUUAAGUCGACGCCAGUAUCUCCUUGCCGUAAUGAAAAUCCAUCUGGUAAUCCGUUAUCAUGCAUGGCAGUAACAAAAGAAUUUCCAUUCAAACGGAAUGAAAAACCUGAUUAUUUAGAACCAUCAAGCAUUGUGUUGGAUUUUAAUGAAAAUGCUCAAACUAGUUCGAAAGAUGAAUCCAAAAGUUCAGAAUCUCAGACAAAAUGCGAUGCUGAGAUUAAAAACAAUGAAAUUCAUAAAGCAAAUCAACGUUUCUUUGAUAUUCUCUCCGAACCACUCAUUAUGAUGUUACCAAUUGAAGGUUAUGACAAUGUACCACUAUUAUCUCUGACAACUGCCGUAGAAAAUCUGGAUAAAUUCGUACGUAGAAUAGAGCGAUAUGCUUGGAUUGCACUGGAAAGAAGCACUCAACUUACGGACGAAUUGACUAUCGAUGAAUCUGCUGCAAUUCAACUCUAUACGAUGGAUGGAAAACCAGGUUAUCCUUCGCUGUUGAUGCAACUUAACGCUGCAUUGAGAAAAGAAGAUCGAGAUGAACUGGUUCCAUACUAUCCCUACUUUAAAUUAUUGCUAACGGCUCUUUGGAAACUUAAAUCGGUGAGUCGCAUCGUGUGGCGUGGUGUCAAAGGUGAUGCCAGGGAAAAGUAUCCAAUCGAGAAAAUCUUCGUCUGGUGGGGAUUCAGUUCAUGCAUGGACUGUCACGAUAUACUUUUGUCCGAGAAGUAUCUUGGUGUGGACGGUGUUCGAACAUUAUUUCAUAUCGAAAGUACUAAUGGAAAGCCAAUUCAAUCUCAUUCAUAUAACAAAGCUGAAAAUGAAAUUUUACUCUUACCUGCUACUCAAUUUCAAGUGAUAAAACACGACAAAUUCAAUGCGAACGUCCACAUCAUUUAUCUGAAAGAAAUUUCAACGAAAUACAAUCUUCUACAAUCACCAUUCGGUUCAGACUACUCAACCAUACCCAUAGUAACAACUAAAGCUAAUAUUCAAAGUGACAGCAAUGUAGAGUAA